GCAUGCGCAGAGGCGAACCGGCGCAGUAACAAGAAACAUGGCCGCCUCCACAGUGUGUCGUUCUGUGCGCUGUGUAUCUAAUGUCUUACCUCGGCUAAACACGUCUUGGAUACCCGUCACCUCCUGUAGAUAUGAAAACGUCUCCGGUCCGACGUUAACGUGGUGUCGGUAUUAUAUUUCUGGGCUGGAUACGAGUCGGAGGAGAGACGAAAGCGGUGUGACAUUGAGGCGGUGUGCAGGGUUUAAGAGCCUCUGUAUUUUCAGCUCACAUGCCUUCCACAGCAGCUCAGUGUGUCACGAUCAGCAGGAUUUCUACAGCAUCCUGGGAAUCCCACGAACCGCCACGCAGAAAGAGAUCAAGAAAGCAUACUAUCAGCUGGCGAAGAAAUACCAUCCGGAUACAAACCAAGAUGACCCGCAGGCUAAAGAGAAGUUCUCCAAGCUAGCAGAAGCGUACGAGGUUCUGAGUGACGAAGUCAAAAGGAAGCAGUAUGACACGUACGGUUCUGCGGGGCCGAGCGCAAGCGGGGCGGGGCAGCAAUACUGGAGGAGUGGAACCACCGUAGACCCUGAGGAACUUUUUAGGAAGAUCUUCGGGGAAUUUGCCGGAGCGCAGGGGUUCGGAGACUUCAGCUCUAUUUUCGAACAGCCGCACGAGUACGUCAUGGAGCUGACGUUCACGCAGGCAGCUAAAGGAGUAAACAAAGAGAUGACGGUGAACAUAGAGGACGACUGUCCACGGUGCCACGGUAAAGGUCACGAGCCGGGCACUAAAGUCACACACUGCCACUACUGCAACGGUACCGGCAUGGAGUCGGUGAACACAGGCAUGUUUAUGAUGCGCUCCAUGUGUCGGCGCUGCGGUGGGCGGGGCUCCAUCAUCAUCACGCCCUGUGUGAUGUGCAGAGGAACCGGCCAAACCAAACAGAAAAAGAGCCUCAUGGUUCCUGUGCCUGCAGGAGUGGAGGACGGCCAGACGGUGAGGAUGUCUGUAGGAAAUAAGCAGGUCUACAUCACAUUCAGAGUCCAGAGGAGUCCGGUGUUUCGGCGCGAUGGCACAGACAUCCACUCUGACCUGAUGAUCUCAGUAGCUCAGGCUAUUCUGGGAGGAACAGCUCGAGCUCAGGGCCUCUACGGGGCGGUGGACAUCGCGAUUCCUCCUGGGAUUCAGACGGACCAGAAGAUCCGUCUGGGUGGUAAAGGAAUUGCCCGCGUAAGUGGCUAUGGCUACGGAGACCACUACGUCCACAUCAAGAUCAAAGUGCCCAAGAAGCUGACACGGAGGCAGCGGGAUCUGAUCCUCGGCUACGCCGAGGAGGAGACGGAUGUAGAGGGAUCCGUGAACGGAGUGACCCGAUCAGCAACAGCAAGCUCCCAGCAUGCAGAAGAGAAGGAAUCCGGAGCAGACCAGAGUCGUGAGGAGGAGCAGGAGAAGGAGGAGGGCGAAAAGGAGAAGGAGGAGGGCGGAUUUUUCUCCAGACUUAAAAAGAUGUUCUCAUGAAGGAUGCAGCAGGUUAGGGACUCGGAACGGUCGCGUCUCAAACGCAGUCUUCAGGCCCAGUUUGAUCAUCUCGUUGUUGUGUCUAGGUGAGAGGCUGUGGAAGAGUUCGGAGUCACAGAAGCUCUCCACUCAUCUCAUAGAGACAGAGAGAGAGAGAGAUAAUUCUGUUAAAUUCUGUAUAACGAAGUAUGAACUCUUUGUGAAGCUGCAAAAUAAUGGUUUAUUAUCCUUCCCAAGCUAUUUGUUCAUGUAAACAAUACUUAAUGCUGGUUAAUGUGUAUUUUUCUAAUAUAUAAAAAGAAUGAAGUUGUCUGAAAGUGAUGACGGACACCAAGUUAUUUUGGGACGUUCCACAACAUUAAAUAUAACUAUAAAGAA
Messenger RNA from Hemibagrus wyckioides, 1879 nucleotides. RefSeq names its product DnaJ heat shock protein family (Hsp40) member A3b (gene dnaja3b). The record is from RefSeq and is a predicted model, not a curated record. The transcript has 11 exons. Lineage: Eukaryota; Metazoa; Chordata; Actinopteri; Siluriformes; Bagridae. The coding region runs from base 38 to 1501 and encodes 487 amino acids. Gene Ontology annotation, molecular function: heat shock protein binding; protein kinase binding; ATP binding. Gene Ontology annotation, biological process: response to heat; negative regulation of apoptotic process; mitochondrion organization. Gene Ontology annotation, cellular component: mitochondrion.